AUGCAGCCUCAAAUCAGUCUGUCGGCUCUCGCCGCCCUUGUCCCCAUGGUUCUGGCCCUGCCUCAACAGCAGCCUCCCCCACCGGGCCCGCCAGCCGCUUGCGCACCAGUCAACAUCAUCGUAGCCCGCGGCAGUCUCGAGGCGCAGGGUGCCGGUCUGUUGGGCAACAUUGCCAUGAACGCAUCAAUGCAGAUUCCCGGCUCCGUCAUCACGCCAUUGGUAUACCCGGCACAGCUCGAUCCGUAUCCGCCCUCCGUGUCGGCUGGUGUCAUGAACAUGACGACUCUUCUUAACCAGCAAGCGCAGCAGUGCCCCCAGUCGAAGCUCGUCUUGAUGGGAUACUCCCAGGGCGCACAAGUGUCGCUGGAUACCCUCUGCGGUACCACAGAUGGCCCUAACUUCAACACGACCGUUGCUCAGGCACCCAUGGUCGGAAGCAAGAUCGCUGCCGUCGUCUUGUUCGGCGACCCAACCUUCAUCGCUGGCCAGCCCUUCGCCAAGGGAACCUCAAAGAAGAAUGGCAUCUUCCCUCGUAUGGACCUCGGUCCAUGCCAGAGUCUGACAAGCAAGUUCGCGUCCUUCUGCGAUGACACGGAUCUUUUCUGCGCCUCAGGCCAGAACUUGACCGUCCAUCUCGGUUACUUCUCAAAGCAGGACUACAUCGCCCAGGCAUCGUCCUUCAUCGUGCAGCAGACCAAGUAA
Colletotrichum fioriniae is the source of this 702-nucleotide messenger RNA. RefSeq lists its product as uncharacterized. Lineage: Eukaryota; Fungi; Ascomycota; Sordariomycetes; Glomerellales; Glomerellaceae. The record is from RefSeq and is a predicted model, not a curated record. Gene Ontology annotation, molecular function: hydrolase activity.